UCUGGUGGGGUGAGGGAGCACGGUACGAUAUCUUUUCUCCGCCGGCGGAGUUGCGAAUUGUCGGACCUACCUACUUACCCCAUGUGGCAUCUUAUAAUUCUUAUUCUUCUUGCGCUUCUCUCAUAACCUCUCUCGACCACCAAGGUGAAACAUCGUCUGCAAGUUACCUCUUAAAUGUGCCCUGUCUCAAGACGUGUAUGACGGACAAACCUGACUUUCAUCUUGGAUUUUCUAUUGAUCCCUUUCUUAGAAAUAGCCAGACUGCGAAAUGAGUGCGGUUUUAAUGACUUAACUAAGCGUACUUUGUGCAUUAAAUUGAAAAUUCAAUAGAAAUGUAAUUUUAAAAAAUAUGUUUUAAAAGAUGAACGUUAUUACCUGACGUGAUUUUGCAGCUGUCUGGGGAUAAUAUAAUUUGAAAGUACUUUUAUUUAAAACGGAGUUCAAUUAACGGCUGCCGGCCACCCGGGAAUCUUCGUUAUGCGCUAGUUAAUUAGUACUUGUCAAACCAGGGAAGAAGAAGAAGAAGAGAGAAUUAAAUAUAUAACAGAUACUACAAAAAAUUCUAAAAAGGAAAUAAACACAGAGAAAAUGGAACAUAACGCGCCCCACCAGUCUCCAGACAGUCUCCCCUGGAGGAGAGACUUCAUUAGGACCUCAAAAGAGCGUCUCAAAUCCGGUGACUCCGCUGGUGGCGUUCAGGAUAGGCAUCAGCAUCAUCAUCAACAACAACCAGUUUCACAAGCGAAACCAGGAGAUAUUACAACAGCCUUCCGAUACUCCAGCUCCAGCUACCAGUGGUUUUUCUUGCUGGUCACCCUCAUUCUCCUGACUCGGCCGUUCCUACCUGCUGCCGAUAAAGACGGAGAGAUCACCUGUGAGUGUACGACGCUGGCUUGUAGGAAGAGCGGAGAACUCACUUGCACGACGAGGAACAGCUGUUAUUCGCAGCUACUGAAGCUCAGAGAUGGUUUUUCCCCAAUCACGAGAGGGUGCAUCUCGGAGAAUGGCUCGGGAUUACUCUGCGUCAAUCCAAUUCCGUUCUCCAUACGUCUCGUCUGUUGCAAAGAGAGCAUGUGCAACAGAGAUGUUACCCCUGCAUCUACAACCGCACAGUACAUACCAGACGAGGACAACGACGAGACGGAACCACUCGAAAGGCUAGAAGAAUCCGCAAUGGAGGAAUUACGUCAAAAGUAUGACAUCAGCUUCUCCGAAAACAGCGGCUGUUACUUCGAGACGAUCUACCUGGCUGUGAUCGUCGUCGGGAUACUGAUCAUGAUUAUCAUCACGGCGACUGGCUUUUGUCUUCUACGGAACUACAGGACAUCCUACGCUCCGGCACCGCAAGAUCCUUCGGGACAGAGAAAGAUGAGGGGUUUUAGGAAAAUGUUGCCGGAGAUAGUCACGGCUCACUCGAGACUGGAAAAUCACAAGCACAUAUUUGUGUAGUGGUCUGAGUUUGUGUUAACUGACAUUAUAGGACUUGACGUCAGCAUAUGAGCUGUGUUUGUGUUUACUGACUCUGGAACUUUACGUCAGUAAACUGUGUUUGUGUUUAACCAACUCUGUAACUGUGUGUCACGUUCCUAGCUGUUUGUUUCUGCAAACGCAUAACGAAGUCAUCGCUCCUAUUUCCAAAUUCAAUACUACCACCUUUGUAAAAACAGUGAUUACAUUUAGUAUUCAUUUCCACCUGGAAAAUAAAACGGAACGAAUACAUUUGCUAUAUUAUCUGUAAGAUAUAUUUAUGCAUAGAUGAUGAUCAUUUAGCAGUCGAAGAAGUGUGCAUGCCCAUUUUCGAUAGUGAAAUGAUAUAUCAAGUGAUGUUUUAAUAAAAAGCUACAGAAUAA
Macrobrachium nipponense is the source of this 1850-nucleotide messenger RNA. Its product is annotated as BMP and activin membrane-bound inhibitor homolog. Bases 589 to 1449 code for a protein of 286 amino acids. The transcript has 5 exons. Gene Ontology annotation, cellular component: membrane. NCBI's taxonomy places the organism in Eukaryota, Metazoa, Arthropoda, Malacostraca, Decapoda, Palaemonidae. The record is from RefSeq and is a predicted model, not a curated record. Gene Ontology annotation, molecular function: transmembrane receptor protein serine/threonine kinase activity.